GCUUACUCCGUUCAAGAAUAUGGUCGAUGGUGAGGUCCAAAGUCCUAGGUUCCUCAAUUUCGAUCUUCACUUCUAGGUACUCUGAGAUAUGAUUCCCCUUGCAUCUGGCCUCAGCCUAAUGUCAAUUCGUGAUUGUAUUAAAAAGGCUGUGGAGCAAAGUGCGUAGUUCGGUCCACAAGCCUCGAGUUUGAAUAGCACCAAUUCCCCGUAACAGGAAGCGACUCAACAUCGCAGCAAACCUGAACUGGUCUUCAAAAGUGAGAGGAUCAACGAAAACGGAAUCAUACAAAAUCAUGCGACCUGUGUCCGCUUCUAUAUCCACUCGCGCUACAAAUUCAUCUUUGUUUGCAACCCUAAACUCGACAACUGCAACAGCAACAACAUCCACCAUUCUUGGAAUUGGGGUAUCGCACUCACCGCGCAAAGCAAUCAACCAAUGGCACAAACAAUGGAGUUUACCUUGGAAGAGAGAUUGACCAUGGGAGCAUCUAUGCGCGCAGUGGCAACACUUUCAGCAACGGCGACAAUUUUGGCCAUUGCAGCGUUCUUGCUCUUCAAGGAGUUUCGGACAUUGCCAAACACCUUGAUAAUUCUUGCCUCCCCUGCUAAUCUCCUUUCCAACGUUGCCCAAUUCAUUGCAGAAGAUGCUCUCGGAAAUCCAGAAGGCGCAGAGUGUCAACUUCAAGCUUUCAUGCUUGAAUGGUUUGUACAAUCGGACCCGUACUGGUCCUGUGCUGCGUCCAUAACAGUUGGGUUGAUCUUCUUUUAUCGCUUCGGGCAAGAGGACAUCAAACGACUGUACUGGUGGUACUCUCUGCUCUGUUACGGAAUUCCCUUCGUUCUUGGGCUCGUCUGCCUGCUUGUCAACAACCACAACAAGUCCGAUCGAUACUUCGGCAAUGCAGUGAUCUGGUGCUGGAUAGAUCCAGAACACGCUGUAGCACGCAUCUACCUCUUUUAUGGUCCUGUCUGGGUAACAAUAAUCGUUGCAAUCUUCUUGUACGUUGCCGUCGGAGUUCGGGUCUUUACAGCGCGUUCAAGACUUGAUGGAGCAAGAAACAGUCCAUACCACAGCGCUCUGGUCAAAGGAGCAUCAAAUGCCUCGAGCGCCAAAUAUCCGAGUCUCGGUAGUCAAAACACUGAUGUAGAACGUGGGGCUGCCUCGAUAAACUACCCGAGGCCUGCGUGCUCGACUUCGCCUCCUGUUUCAUCUGCUUCUGCCUUCCAAGCCCGUGUCAUUACGGCCAAUUCAACCGAAACUCCUAGCACUGGAACUAAGAAGUUCUCUGCUAGAGUGAAGGAGUUUGCAGUCCGAACGCAAGCUCUCUUCUCGUUCUCUCGGGUUCGUACAACUUUGGAUCGGUUGAAGUUGGAUGAGGUCAAGUACAAAUAUACGAGAACGGGCCUGUUGUUUGCCAUCUCAAUCCUAAUCACUUGGGUACCACCGUCGGUCAACCGUGUAUAUGGCAUUCUGCACCCAAACAGUCCAAAUACGUAUGCUCUUAACGUCCUCGCGGCCAUUGUUCUGCCGAGUCAAGGCCUGUGGAAUGCGAUCAUCUUCUUCUCAACAAGCAUCCCAGUAUGCAAAAGGGUUUGGGCGGAAAUCAGGGCGGGACGACGAGCGAAAUUUGUUGGUAAAAUGUUUGGUUGGAAGCCAGUCGCAAUCAAUAACCCUCUGGGUGUUCAUGGCCUUUACAACUUGGUUUAGACUGUGCAGGCGUCGGUGGGAUGGACUGUGGAAGAAGUGCUGUGCGAUGAGUGUCCCUUAUGGUAAACAGGAUUCUGGAAAAACUCGACAUUCGUGUCAAGGAAAUCGUACUUAUGGUUGUACUUAGAAGGAGCUUAACAGUCCUUAGACAGACAUUCAAUUUGCAGGUACCUGGCUCGUGACUCUGUUCCACCUCGAGUGGUAAUCUAGGACGUCGAAGGCGGAAUUGAG
Molecule: messenger RNA, 1939 nt
Organism: Mollisia scopiformis
Lineage: Eukaryota; Fungi; Ascomycota; Leotiomycetes; Helotiales; Mollisiaceae
Exons: 6
Coding region: 437-1708 (423 amino acids)
Biological process (GO): cell surface receptor signaling pathway; adenylate cyclase-activating G protein-coupled receptor signaling pathway
Cellular component (GO): plasma membrane
Molecular function (GO): G protein-coupled receptor activity
Source: RefSeq, a predicted model, not a curated record